Trametes versicolor FP-101664 SS1 is the source of this 3208-nucleotide messenger RNA. Its product is annotated as ubiquitin activating enzyme. The transcript is spliced from 15 exons. Gene Ontology annotation, molecular function: ubiquitin activating enzyme activity. Gene Ontology annotation, cellular component: nucleus; cytoplasm. Gene Ontology annotation, biological process: DNA damage response; protein ubiquitination; ubiquitin-dependent protein catabolic process. NCBI's taxonomy places the organism in Eukaryota, Fungi, Basidiomycota, Agaricomycetes, Polyporales, Polyporaceae. The record is from RefSeq and is a predicted model, not a curated record. Bases 45 to 3080 code for a protein of 1011 amino acids.
CCCUCUCACACACCCGCUUGUACUCCUGACGUCUUUUACGAAACAUGGCCUCCACGAACCUGCCAUCUGCGAUGGACGUCGAUGAGGCCGCGAUUGAUGAGGGCUUGUACUCUCGCCAACUCUAUGUCCUUGGGCACGAAGCCAUGAAGCGCAUGGCCGCCUCCAACGUCCUCAUCGUUGGAGUGAAGGGCCUCGGCGCUGAGAUCGCCAAGGAUGUUGUCCUGGCCGGUGUCAAGUCUGUCACCAUUUACGACCCCGAGCCCGUGCAAGUCGCAGAUCUGAGCAGUCAGUUCUUCUUGCGCCAAGAAGACGUCGGCAAGCCCAGAGCCGAGGCAACUCUCCCUCGAUUGGCUGAACUCAACGCAUACGUCCCCGUGCGGAAUCUGGGCGGACAGCCCGGACAAGAGAUCUCAGUUGACCUGGUCAAGGGCUUCCAGGUUGUUGUACUUUGCGGCGUUUCGCUCAAGAAGCAGUUGGAAAUCAACGACUGGACGCACGAGAAUGGCGUGUACUUCAUCUCCGCUGAUACUCGCGGUUUGUUCGGAACUUCAUUCAACGACUUCGGCCCGAAAUUCACUUGCGUGGAUCCUACCGGAGAGCAACCUCUCACCGGCAUGAUUGUUUCCGUGGACAAGGACAAGGAGGGUGUCGUCACUUGCUUGGACGAGACCCGCCACGGCCUGGAGGACGGCGACUUCGUUACCUUCUCAGAAGUCCAGGGUAUGACGGAACUCAACGGAUGCGAACCUCGCAAGAUUACCGUCAAGGGCCCCUACACCUUCUCUAUCGGUGACACAUCGGGCCUCAGCGACUAUAAGUCCGGCGGAAUCUUCACGCAAGUGAAGAUGCCGAAGAUCCUGCAAUUCAAACCCCUUCGUGAAUCCCUCAAGGAGCCUGAGUCCCUCAUCACCGACUUCGCGAAGUUUGACAGACCUGCGACCCUUCACGCUGGCUUCCAGGCACUUUCACAGUUCCAGGAGCAGUACCAGCGCCUGCCUCGUCCACGUAACGCAGAGGAUGCUGCGGUAUUUGUCAAGCUGGCAAACACGAUCGACGCGGACGCCGACGAGAAGGUCUUGACUGAGCUCGCCUACCAGGCGACGGGUGACCUCGCGCCCGUAAACGCGGUCAUUGGUAGUUUCGUCGCCCAGGAGGUCCUCAAGGCCUGCUCCGCGAAGUUCCACCCCACAUUCCAGCACCUCUACUUCGACUCGCUCGAGUCACUGCCCGACGAGCUUCCCACCGAGGCUGACUGCCAGCCUAUCGGGUCGCGCUACGACGGCCAGAUCGCUGUCUUCGGCCGGAAGUUCCAGGAGAAGAUCGCGAAUUUCCGCGAGUUCCUCGUCGGCUCUGGCGCCAUUGGCUGUGAGAUGCUGAAGAACUGGAGCAUGAUGGGUCUUGGUACUGGACCGAACGGGCAGCUGCACGUCACUGACCUCGACACCAUCGAGAAGAGCAACCUUAACCGUCAAUUCCUCUUCCGCCCGAAGGACCUGGGCAAGUUUAAAGCUGAGGUUGCUGCAGCAGCAGUGGCGGACAUGAACCCCGACCUCAAGGGCAAGAUCGACAGCAAGCAGGAGCCUGUUGGACCUGCCACCGAGAACGUCUACGACACAAACUUCUUUGCUAGCAUCGAUGGUGUCACUAACGCGCUCGACAAUGUCAAGGCGCGUCAGUACAUGGAUCAGCGCUGUGUCUUCUACAUGAAGCCUCUCCUCGAAUCCGGCACACUCGGCACGAAGGGAAACACGCAGGUCAUCGUUCCGCAUCUGACGGAGUCGUACUCCUCAUCGCAGGACCCUCCUGAGAAGGAGACGCCCGUGUGUACCGUCAAGAACUUCCCCAACCAGAUCCAGCACACAAUCGAGUGGGCGAGGCAAGAUUUCGAUAGCCUGUUCGUCAAGCCUCCGCAGGUCGUCAACUCUUACCUGUCCGAGCCGAACUUCCUUGAGAACAACCUCAAGUACUCCGGUCAGCAGAAGGAGCAGGUCGAGCAGAUUGCGUCGUAUCUCGUCACCAACAAGCCUCUCACCUUUGAGGAGUGCAUCGUCUGGGCGCGUCUGCAGUUCGAGGAGAAGUACAACAACGCCAUCCGCCAGUUGCUCUACAGCUUGCCCAAGGACGCGGUCACGAGCACCGGGCAGCCGUUCUGGAGUGGCCCCAAGCGCGCGCCUGAGCCGCUCACCUUCGACUCGAACAACCCCAUUCACCUGCAAUACAUCAUCGCCGCAGCGAACCUGCACGCCUUCAACUACGGCCUCCGCGGCGAGACUGACCCUGCAGUCUUCAAGAAGAUCGCGGAUGAGGUCAUCGUUCCGGAGUUCACCCCGAAGAGCGGCGUCAAGGUCCAGAUCAACGACAACGACCCGACUCCCCAGAACGAUGGUGGCGAUUCUGACCUGAACGAAUAUCUAAAGCAGCUCCCUGCACCAUCAUCGCUCGUCGGCUACCGCCUGAACCCCGUUGAGUUCGAGAAGGACGACGACACGAACCACCACAUUGACUUCAUUACCGCAUCCUCGAACCUGCGCGCUCUCAACUACAGCAUCACGCCCGCGGACCGCCACACGACAAAGCAGAUUGCGGGCAAGAUCAUCCCCGCGAUCGCGACGACUACGUCGCUGGUGACCGGCCUCGUAUGUCUUGAGCUGUACAAGCUCAUCGACGGCAAGAAGAACAUUGAGUCGUAUAAGAACGGCUUCGUGAACCUCGCCCUGCCGUUCUUCGGAUUCUCGGAGCCGAUCGCGCCGAAGAAGGACAAGUACAACGGGAUCGAGUGGACGCUCUGGGACCGCUUCGAGUUCAAGAACGACCCGACACUGAAGGAGAUCGUUGACUGGUUCAAGCGUGAGCACAAGCUCGAGGUCAGCAUGGUCAGCCAGGGCGUCAGCAUGCUCUGGAGCUCGUUCAUUGGCAAGAAGAAGAGCGAGGAGCGCCUCCCGAUGAAGUUCAGCAAGCUCGUCGAGCACGUGAGCAAGAAGCCUCUGCCGUCGCACACCAAGCACCUCAUCGUCGAGGUCAUGGUCAGCGACGAGGACGACGAGGAUGUUGAGGUUCCGUUUAUCGUUGUGUUUUUGUAGGCGGAGCGGCGAGUAGUAGCAGAAGCGUGUACAACGGUAUAUAGAAGUCAAAUAGCAGUGUAUCUAUACAUCAUAUCCCCUCCGUGCAGUUCGUGUCUAAGGUAUGGCAAAUCAGUACGCAGUAAUCC